UCCUAAUUAUCCAUUUUGUGUGGCCAUGCACACUCUUCAUUCUCCCCCUUUCUCUACCUCUCUUCCCUUUCCUUCCUCCACCUUUCCCUUCCUUCCAUGGCCGCCGCACCCUCCCAUCUCACCUCAUCUUUGGCUCAAAACUACUCUUUUAACCCUCCACGUAUCCCCUUUUCCCGCCGCCAUGCGCCAUGCAUUUCCAAAGUCUCCGGAUUGCCCAUAAAGUAUCGACUUUCCUCCCUGUGGACUCCCAAACCUCGACCCAAGAUUGCGUGUGAGGCGGCAGAAGUAUCUGUGAGUGAGCAAACUCCGACUUCUGGUCAAGGAGGAGGAGGCGAGAACUGGGUUCCGGUAGUCCCGUUGGCGGCGCUGCCAAAAGGAGAAAGACGAGUGAUAAUUCAAGACAGGGAGACCAUACUGUUGUUAUGGUAUAAGGAUGAGGUUUUUGCUAUUGAGAAUAGGUCACCUGCUGAGGGGGCUUAUACUGAAGGCCUCAUCAAUGCCAAGCUCACCCAGGAUGGUUGUAUAGUUUGCCCAACAACUGAUAGCACAUUUGAUCUUCGGACUGGAGCUAUUAAAGAUUGGUAUCCAAAAAAUCCUGUGCUCAGAGUUCUCACACCUGCUUUAAGGACACUCUAUGUUUAUUCUGUAAAAACUGAUGAAGAAAAUAUUUAUAUCAGUCUGAGAGGAGCUGUAAAAUCUGAUGCUUCAGCAGAAAUAGUUUUUAGUGGGAAGGCUCAACCUGGUGUCACUGCAAGUGAUGUCAAUGUAGAUGAGGUGAGAAUGGUAGUGGAUGAAGGACAAGAGGGGUUUGGCUUCACUGGCAAGAAUGAAUUGAUAAAUGGGAAGGCUGCUGUAAUUGGCUUCUUGUUGUUAUUAGAUUUUGAACUCUUGACGGGUAAAGGUCUACUCAAAGGAACAGGCUUCUUAGACUUUCUAUAUGCUGUCUCUGAUGCUUUCAAGUAGAGGCAGCAUUUCUUCUUCAAGGGUAAGAAGUGUUUUCGUUUCGUAGGAAGGUAAAUCUUCUAUUCAGUCGGGACAAGUUGGUAUGUAUAUUUUCUUUUUGUUCUGCUAUUGUAUAUUGUUCUGAAAGAUAGACCAAGCUGAUUCAUGGUUAUAUAUUGAUCCCAUGUAUCUAAUCAAUGUAUACAAUAAAUACAAAUUUUCAAAUUUAAUGAGAAUUGUAACAGUUCAUCUCA
Messenger RNA from Manihot esculenta (cassava), 1196 nucleotides. RefSeq lists its product as uncharacterized. The transcript is spliced from 3 exons. Gene Ontology annotation, molecular function: nitrite reductase [NAD(P)H] activity; 2 iron, 2 sulfur cluster binding. Lineage: Eukaryota; Viridiplantae; Streptophyta; Magnoliopsida; Malpighiales; Euphorbiaceae. The record is from RefSeq and is a predicted model, not a curated record. Bases 97 to 963 code for a protein of 288 amino acids.